AUGGAACACAUGGAAGACAUGAGGAAUGGGUGUGUCAGUGUUUCUCCAUCUUCAUCUCCACCGACACCUCCAUCACCCCUCCCCAUUAGUGUAGGACCUGGCAACCAAAAGUACUCCUUCUCCCCUUCUCCUUCACCUUCUCCACCCUUUUCACCGCCUCCUUCAAGCCACACAUCUGCUGAAAACCUCCCACUUUUGUCUAAUAAAUUAGCUACUACUACAAACGUGAAGUCUGCGUUUUCAUUGGACCUUCCGCAUCUUGAUCAAACGGAUUCUACGAGCUCAUGCCUUCAGGACUUGCUAGAAUGGUUUUUACAGAAAUGCUGCAACUGUUGUUCCAAGUCUGUCCCAAUUCAUUAUCAAAAGACCAGAGAGAUGCAGAAGUAGCAAUCCAUUCCCCAUGAGAUUUUCAGUCAUUCAUUUCUGCUAACAAGUUUGUGCAUUCCAUUUAAGUCAUGAAAUUCCACUCGAUAAAGAAAUGUAUUGGCAGAAACAAACCAUUGUAACAAAAAAAAUUUUUACAACAGCAAUUUUCACAGUUUCCAUCAUCCCAUCAUGUAUAUCAGCCUUAAAACCACUUUUUGUCCCCUAUCAAUGAAUUGAAAAGAGAAGUGGCAGUUGAUCUGGCAA
This is a messenger RNA of Hevea brasiliensis (rubber tree), 630 nucleotides long. RefSeq names its product vegetative cell wall protein gp1. Bases 1 to 387 code for a protein of 128 amino acids. The record is from RefSeq and is a predicted model, not a curated record. The transcript has 2 exons. Lineage: Eukaryota; Viridiplantae; Streptophyta; Magnoliopsida; Malpighiales; Euphorbiaceae.